GCGCGUCCGGCGGGGCGGGCUGACAGGCGGCGGCGACAGCGACAGCAGCGGCGGCGGCGGCGGCAGGAGGAGGAGACAGCGACUCUCGCCUUGCGCCGGCCGGGUCGGAGCGCAGCGGGACCGGGGCACCUGUGCCCAGCGUAGCCGGGGGCCGGCGCGGGGCAGCCGCAGACCCGCCGUGCCUGAGCCACGGGGCGCAGCCGCCGGCGGAGGCUCUGCCCGUGCCCCAGCCCGAGCGCUGCCCGCCCGCCUGCCAUUGUGGUGCAGCCCUCGCACUCGGUCGGGGAUAUUCCUUGUAGUUAUUCACAUCCAAGACCCAGUGUAUAAUGGGGAGAAAACUGGACCUUUCUGGCUUGACUGAUGAAGAAGCAGAGCAUGUACUCCAGGUGGUUCAGCGAGAUUUCAGCCUUCGUAAGAAAGAAGAAGAAAGGCUGAGUGAAAUGAAGCAGAAGUUGGAUGAAGAGGGUAACAAGUGCAGCAUCCUUUCCAAACAGCAGAAGUUCAAUGAGCACUGUUGCAUUCGCUGCUGCUCCCCUUUCACCUUUCUUAUCAACAGCAAGCGGCAGUGCCAAGACUGCAAGUACAACAUCUGCAAGAGCUGCAGCACUUACCAGAAGAAGGAGAAGGCUUGGAUUUGCAGUGUCUGUCAGCAAGCAAGGCUCCUAAGGAUCCAGUCUCUGGAUUGGUACUAUAAUAAUGUCAAAAGCCGCUUUAAGUGUUUUGGAAGUGCCAAGGUCCUGAAGAACUUGUACAAGAAGCAUAGACUGGAGAGUGGACUUUGUCCUGAUGCAAUAGAAGGAAGUUUGUAUGAAGGAAGCUUUGAGAAUGAAGGAAGCAUUUGUGGAAGUGACUCUACCUUCUACCAACAGACAGAAGGACACAGCAUGAUGGAUACCCUUGCUGUGGCUUUACGUGUUGCAGAGGAAGCAGUGGAAGAAGCUAUUUCUAAGGCAGAGACCUACAGUGACAGCCUGGACAAGCAGAAUGAAGCUUGCUACUUGCAAGAGCACAAGGAGGACCUCAUAGAAGAGCUGGCCACAACCAUUGUGCAGAAGAUUAUAAAGAAGCAGAAAGGCAAACCCGCGCAGGCCGAGGCCUCGGAAUGGCGGCCGCCGUCGCGGAGCAGCGGCCUGGCGUCGGGCGCUGUCUCGGACCAGAGCAUGCCGACCUUCCCAGGGAGCCGCAGGGGCUCCUACACCCUGUGGAGGUCUCAGUCUGCAUUCUCCCUGGCUAGUGAAGAUAUGGCCAGUAAAGGACAAGACCUUGCAUCAUCUGUGACCGAGGCUCUUCAGAGGCAGCAAAAGGGACAGUCCAGGAAGCAGAAGGAACACAAGCUCUCUGCUUUACCCAGCUGGAAGAGUGUAGACAGACUAAAUGAAACAAGUGACCAAGCGCUGGAACAGGUUGCCCAGAGAUGCUGUGGAGUCCCCUUCACUGAAGAUAUUCAAGAACCCGGAUGCAAUCCUGUGCCAUGUGCAGGUCCACCUUCUGUUUUCCAAAGCACCGACGGAAACUGGGUGGCUUUGCAGAAUGUCGCUCUGCCUCGUCCCCGAAUGCUCGCCAAACCAAAGAGUCAGGUGUUCAGAGCUCUGGAGAACGAGUCCAGCGUUGUGUCUGCCUAUGACGAGAUGGGCUCGGACAGCGAGGAUGACUAUGACUGGAACGUGGCCUUGAACAAGCUGCGCCGGAGACCUCGACAAUUGCCAGACGACUUCUACUACUCCAACUCCCAGUAUGGCACCGAGUGGGUUUAUGGCAACGAUCAGUACCAGGCAGUGACCUCCCCCUCCUCUGGGUUAUACACCAACACUGAGACACUGCUGUCCGAUUCAGAAACAUCUUCAGUAAACUCUUCCCAGGAAGCUAAAGGACCUAGCAAACUUCUCUGGUUGCAAAGCAGAACUCAAAGUGAUAUGCCCAGAAUGGAAAAGAAACACUUCCAUGGAGAACUAGAUGUAAAUUUCAAUCCACAGGCAACCAGCUUGGAGUACUCAGACAGCAGUGAGACUGAAGAAGUCCAUUAUGAUUUAGAAAAGAGAUCAAGAAGGUGGAAGAAGAACAAAGCCAUCUCUGAAGACUUAUGUGAAGAAAAGAAUCAGGCAAAAACCAGCAAGAUUAAUUUAAGUCAGGAUUUUGAUGAUUUAUCAGAAACAGAUCUAAGCAAUGAGGAUCAGCACCAUGUCAAACCUGAAGUUAUGGAGGAUGAACUUAAAUCUAGGUUAUUUCAACUUGCUGCUAAAAUGAGUGACAAGGAAACAUCAUCUGGUGAAGAACAAGAGUCAGAACCUGGAGUAGACCUGGAAAACCAGAAGGAGAGUUUGUCCUCAGAAGAAAAUGGCAGAAGUAUUCAGGAAGAGUUAAAGAAGAAGUACUCUGCUGUCUCUCUCUGCAACAUAUCUACAGAAGUCCUGAAAGUCAUCAAUGCCACUGAAGAACUAAUAGCAGAAUCCACUGAUCCCUGUGAUUUCCCAGAUGACAUUCAGGACAGGGGAAGAGGAACCCUCCCACUGGGCACAGAUCCUGUCAGACUCGAUGAGCAGCUCACCACACUGGAAGAAAAUGUGUACCUGACAGCCAGCACGGUGUAUGGGCUGGAGGGACAGCUGAGCAACCUGGAAGACGCCGCACGCAAGAUCAACAGUGUUACUGAGGAAUCUGAGCUGGCCGAUCUGGAGGAUCAGGUGGCCACAGCAGCUGCCCAGGUCCACCAUGCAGAGCUUCAGAUUUCAGAUAUUGAGAGCAGAAUAUCAGCUCUCACUGUUGCAGGCUUGAACGUGGCUCCCUGUGUUCGCCUGACAAGGAAACGGGAUCAAAAGCAAACAAACCAGAUGCAUACAAUAGACACAUCAAGACAGCAGAGGAGAAAACUUCCAGCUCCACCAAUAAAAGGUGAAAAAAUAGAUGGUUCUCCAGUUACCACUGUCAGAACGUUUAACAGAAAUUUCAUGCUUCAAGGAUCUCUAACACAAAGAACUAAAGAAAGGAAAAGCACUGCCAAGGACUUAAUGGAACCUGCUAUAGGAUCUGCUGUGAUGUACUAAACCUACACUUCCCUACUGCCAAUAACACACUGCCUAAGGCUGUACACUAGAGUGCCUUUUCUUAACAGCCAUUGUGUAUGUCCAGCUGAAAAUGGACCCUCAAGAACCCACAGAGCCUCAGUUAUAGGGCUUCAUUUGGAUACCUCACUGAGAAAGCUGUCCAAGUCUUCAGCAUUGUGGUCUGCUACAGGAAACUCUGCCUUAAAGUUCUCAGAGGACUCUAGACAGGAUGCUAUGUCUCAAAAGCAAGGCUCCACAUUUUAAGAUGCACUUUUUCUCCCUAUCGAUUGUACUAAAGUAUGUUGUCUUUAAACUGCAGUAUGUUUUUGUACACUCAAUCAGUUGUAAUUAUAGGCCAAUUAAUCUGCCAAAGCAGACCUGUGAUCCAUAUUUGCUGGCCUCUUACUGUUCACAUGGGCAUCUGUCUUGUCGAGCAAUAAGAACAACUCUGUGCAGUGUGUGCCACUUCUCAGCUGCGUGGAGGGAGAGGAGAAUCUGUGUACCUCGCUCUGCUCCCAGGGAGUCAGUGGAAGUCUUGGGAGGGUUGGUGAGAGGAGGGAGACUUCUCUGUUCUCUGAGAGUACAUCUCGCAGAUUGAAUGUUCCAGCUCCAGAGCUAGGGAUAUUGCUCUAGGCAGCAAGGGUGUCAUGCUGAAACAGAAACUGGUGGCCACACAUGUGGACCAGAUGUCUGCUGAGUUAUGAUCCCAGUGUCUGGAAACAUCUGAACACUGUUAAAGAAACCAACACCUUCAUAUGUCUUGUUCUUGGCAGCAUUGUCCACUUGGUGGUGGCCAACCAUGCUGUAGUUGAGAAUAAAUUCUGUCCAAACCUUUAGAUUGGAAAAAGGAGGUGAAAGUGUUGGGGCUGAAAUCUCUGCUGACUGACUGGUGGUUGUGGGGUGGUGCGGCUUGCAAGAGAUUCCUUUCUGACGUUCACUCGUGUUUCUGAGAAGGAGGCAAAUGUAGCCCAGACAUCAGUUCCUGUACUAGUCUGGAGCCCCCAGAGAGUAGCUGGGCUCUGUUGCUGGUGGCACACACACCCCAUUACUACUAGACACUCUGAACUGGAUUGUGAAUAGAGAUAUUCCUUCUUUCAUUUCUUGAGACCCUUAACAGGUGAGUCAAACUAGAAGGCCCUUUGGCAGAUGCCCAGGAGGGAGGAUGCUGCUUACAGGGUGUCCUCUCACCCUUUUGUGGGAGAACAUUGCCAAUUUGUGGUAUUUUUUUUGCUCUGAAGAAUACAAAGAAGGUAGUCAGAGGAGGUGAUAAGCCAGUGAAUCCCUUACCUUCCACACCAGUUGCAGAGCAGGUUCCCAAGUGCAGAUGGGGUUGAUUUGCAAUGUGCUAUGCAGGAAGGCAUGGGCUGGCAUGUUCCCCUCAGCAUUAAGGAGUGGUGAGCUCUCCCAAGAGCUGUGAGCAUCAGGAAGGCAGUUCCUUCUUUCCCUGGGCUCCCAGUGAGCACCCACGAGCAGAGUGCCACAUGUUACCUGCCAUGCAGCAGAAAUGCAGUUCCCUGGGACACCAGGCUGUGAAAUGUCUGUGGUUGGGCAAAUACAAGCAAAACUGGGCAAAUUUCCUUGCUAGGCUGGAUUUAGGGUCAUGAAUGGGGAAGACAAGGAAUGGCUGGAUAGGUUGAUUGGAAAAACAGUGCCAGUUGCAAAUCUGCCAUCCACAUUUGACAUCUAUCUUGUCAGUACUCUGAUGUCCAGCUGCAUGUGAGGAACCCUUGGAAUGAAUACAACCAUCUUCCUACUUAAAAUACAUGAGCGUCACUCCAUCCCGUCAAGGAAUUUCCAUCUGCCCAAAAUCUGGCCCAGUGUGUUCAUUCUGGGUGACAUUAGGCCUUCUUUUACUCUCACACAAUACAAGUUCUCUGAAAUUGGUUUGCACAGAUGUGAGGGAAGAAUUUGGCCCACUCUGUUUAAUAUAUAAAUAUAUAUAUAAAACAAAUAGAUUUUAUUUAUAUAUGCAAUCCAGUCAAGGAGAUUAAACAGAGUAGGAUGCCUAGUAAUUUUUUUAUUAUUCAAUCUCCUCCUCCAUUGACUGUUCUUGUGUAUGUAUACAAUACAUUCCCAGGUUCUGGUUUAUGCAGGUAUGCGUGUUAUGAAAUGUCAUUAAUGGUGGUUGGUCUGCAUAUUCGUCUAAUAAAUAAUAACUAAUAUUGUGUAUGUAAUAUCAAUACAUAAAUGACUAAUUUUAAUAGAAUAACUCUUUGGUUUUUGUUCUGUUAGUGUGAUUUAAACAAGCCAACAAAGUUUGGAGUAGGUUGUUUUCCUUAAGAGGCAUGAAAAGCAACUAUUAUCGUGUUACAAUGUUAAAAUAUUCAGUCUUCUUUGACAGAAAAAUGUGUACUGUGUAGGCAUUGAAAAAAAAAAUUAAAAAAAAAUCCCACCUGCUCUAAGGCAUUUGAAUUUUUACAAAUGUUUAUCGUGCCAAAUAUGUGCAAAGAUAUAAUUUACUGUUUUGAAAAAAUCAUAAAAGCAUAUGUUAUAGCACACAAAGAAUUAUUUUGUCAUCAGGUGAUUUCAAUCUUUAGUGUUAAUAUUUAUAUUUAGAUUAAUUUUUAUAAAUGAAAAUAUUUUAAUGGGUAAAAUGAAGACUAUAUGACCUAUUUGAUUAAGUCUGAGUGAAUAUUAAGCUUGCCUUGUUGUUGUUCUCUGCAUACUCACCAAGAAUUAUUGUCAAGAGAAACUAUAAAAGAGUAAAAGUGAUUUAUGAAAAGAAUGCCUUUUCAACGACUUGAUUCAUAAAGAAAACCAAAAAGCU
Messenger RNA from Oenanthe melanoleuca, 5808 nucleotides. It is a transcript of the gene MYRIP, whose product is annotated as myosin VIIA and Rab interacting protein. Gene Ontology annotation, cellular component: cortical actin cytoskeleton. The record is from RefSeq and is a predicted model, not a curated record. Lineage: Eukaryota; Metazoa; Chordata; Aves; Passeriformes; Muscicapidae. The coding region runs from base 327 to 3041 and encodes 904 amino acids. Gene Ontology annotation, molecular function: actin binding; small GTPase binding; myosin binding. The transcript is spliced from 18 exons. Gene Ontology annotation, biological process: intracellular protein transport.